Messenger RNA from Oryctolagus cuniculus (rabbit), 1901 nucleotides. Lineage: Eukaryota; Metazoa; Chordata; Mammalia; Lagomorpha; Leporidae. The record is from RefSeq and is a predicted model, not a curated record.
UAACGGCCUUUACCAGACUUUGCUGCUCCUAUAACGUGCCUUCCCCCAGCUCUUGGCGCGGAUAUCAUGACCAGGUGGAAGGCUCCCUUCUGCCGGUUCUGCCCAGACUCGAAGCAUGAGCUCCAACAGUAAGGAAUGUGGCUUUAGUGAUGGUAUCGGCCCAAAGAUCAAGGAGCCGGCCGGCCCUGGUGGCCCUAGUGCCCCGUGGGCACCUGGGCUAGACUUGGAUUUGGAUCCUGUGGGAAGGGGUGAGGGCCAGAGUCAGGACCAGGACCAGGACCAGGGAGCAGAUGGAGGGGAAUGCAGGCCUUCAAGCCCACAGGCCCUCACGUGGCCAUUGGAGUUGGACUCUGGCCCUGAGACCGAUGUAGAAAUGACCCAGGCAGAAACAAGGGUGCUUUGGGGCUGCCAGGCCUGGCGUGGCACUCCUGCCCUGGACGGGAAGCGCACUGCCAGUUCUGAGCCCCAGUUCGCUGAGGUGUGUGCGGCCUUCGGGCAGCCGCUGCGUGGCCCAGGUGAAGGGGCGGUGCCCCAAUUGCCAAGCAUAGAAAGCGGCAGCGCCCAAGCGGCUGGCAUAUGGGCGUGCCGCCAGGCAGACUGCACCUGUAGUGGUGCGCUGUGCUCACACAGUGUGGAGUCGCUGCAGGCUUAUGCUGUUCCUCCGCACGUGAGUGCCCGGAAAGAAGGCUGGGUCUGGGGCCCCAGUAAGACAAGAGGCACCACGCAGGGCUUGAGUAUUCGCACCGAUAUCCAGCGCAGCUGUGGAGAAGGCUUUCUCCUGCUGCCUUCUGACACUGAGUUCUCUGAUGAGCUCAGGGACAUGCAUCCCAUGAGUGUGAGUUUUCACCAAGAAGGAGGAGGCCAAGCCAAGGGCAGCAGCUCCGAAGAAGCAGCAGAAAGUUUUGGACACUCGACUUACCAUGACAGGGCUGAUUUCCCUCACAUUUCAGACCCUCUGUUGACCUCUAUUCUGCAGGGGCUCAGUUGGACCAUGGAAGGGCAGCCAGUGGGGGAGAUGGGUCCCUCUUCCUCUAAGACAUUGCAGAGUGUGAUUCCCUGCACAGGAUGGGAUAGGUCCAACCUCUCGGGUGUUGCUGCUGCUGCUGCACCUGCUAGUGCAUGGUGCCUGCCCCAGGCCAAUCCUGGGAGGAAUCCAGGUGAGAAGAAGAAAUCCCUAGGGGUUGACCCAGAAGUUCUCCUGAGGACAGCCUUUGCACCAUGGGGGCACAGAGAGUCAGCAGCUCUCAUGGAACCAGAUAGCUUCCCUCCACUCUCUGUUUCACUGCUUGAGAAACCCAGUACGUCUUCCCCACUUCCUUGGGGAGCCAAACAGUCCAGGCAGGGAGGCACUGUGAAGAAAUCUGGGGCCAGGAGGAAGAGGGAAGCCCAGCCCAUGGCCAGAGGAGGUGGUGGCCCAAACAGAGAUCCUGUUCCAAGGACCCAAUUUCCAGCAUAUAGACCACGGAUGCCUUCUCAGUACAGUCAUCACAAAGAAUUCAUCAGCGGGGACCCUAAUAUGAGAGAACACCAAGUUGGGGCAAACUGGCUAUCUUUGUCCCCAAGCCAGCGAGAUAUCAUACCCAGAGACCCUGCACACUCCCAACGAAACAGAAGAUCUACGAGAGCAACCAGGUGGAAUCCAACAUCUUCUACCAGAAAAGCAGCUACUACCUGUGGAGUCCAGGAGCUGAGACCCAGCUGCUUUCCUCCAGUUUCUCUGCAGCCAGUGCCCCCUCUCUACCCAUACAUUUGUCUCCUUUCCUAUCCCAGUUCACAGCAGUUUCAAAUUAAAUUGCCUCUCAUGUUUUGUGUUUCGCUCUCUCUGAAGGGUGUGAGGUUCCUCCCUGUCAGAGAAUUUUAAGAACAGUUCCCUUGCUUAAUUCAUGCAACAAUAAAGUCAU